Molecule: messenger RNA, 1188 nt
Organism: Geosmithia morbida
Lineage: Eukaryota; Fungi; Ascomycota; Sordariomycetes; Hypocreales; Bionectriaceae
Product: tRNA (guanine9-N1)-methyltransferase
Exons: 1
Coding region: 1-1188 (395 amino acids)
Biological process (GO): tRNA N1-guanine methylation
Cellular component (GO): nucleus
Molecular function (GO): tRNA binding
Source: RefSeq, a predicted model, not a curated record
AUGAGCUCAGAACAGGUGGGGGAUAUUGCCCCCCCGACACAGCCUCAGAAAGCAGCAGAAGAUGCCCCGUCAGACGCGGCAGUCACCCGCGAGGAAGUGCACGUCACAGCUGACGGCCAGUCUGCUGCUCCAACUCCGGCUCUUCGCAUGUCGAAGAAUGCCCUGAAGCGGCUACGCAAGCAGCAAGAAUGGGAAGAUGGCAGGGACGAUCGGCGCAAGCGUCGCAAGGAGAAGCGGUACGAGAUGAAGGACCGCCGGCGCGAGCGUCGCCAGGCACUGGAGGCUCAGGGACUGCCGCCGGAGGAGCGGCCGACCAAGAAGCCGUCGACGGUGGCGCGCAUCGCGCUGGUGGUGGACUGCGACUUCGAGCAGUACAUGAGCGACAAGGAGCGCAUCUCGCUGUCGAGCCAGGUUACGCGGUCGUACUCGGACAACCGGAACGCGCGGUACCGGGUCAACCUGUGGAUGUCCGGGUGGAAGGGUCGGCUUCUGGACCGGUUCGAGACGGUGCUGACGAACCAGCACCUGUCGUGGAAGGGCGUGGGCUUCCACUCGGGGGAUUUUGUCGAGUGCUCGCAGCGGGCGCAGGAGAAGAUGCGGGGCGAGGUGGUAGAGCCGCUGCAGAGGAGCCUAGACCUUCAGCCACUCUCGUGGGCGCGCGACGGGAAGGAUCCGUUUCCCCUGCCCGACCCGGAACCGCAGCCCCGGCCGGAGUACGGGCACAUCAUCUACCUCACCUCCGACUCUCCCUAUACUCUCGAGCGUCUCGAGCCGAACAAGUGCUACAUCGUAGGCGGUUUGGUCGACAAGAAUCGCGAAAAGGGCCUGUGCUACCGGAGGGCCAGGGAGCGCGGCAUCCGCACCGCCCGUCUGCCCAUCGGCCAGUUCAUGAUGAUGCAGAGCCGUCAGGUCCUCGCUACCAACCAUGUUGUCGAGAUCAUGCUAAAGUGGCUCGAAUACGAGGACUGGGGUGCUGCCUUCGAGGCUGUCAUCCCCAAGCGCAAGGGUGGUGUGUUGAGGGGUCGGACCGAGAGCGAGAGCAGGGAUGGCCAGGAGACGGCUGGUCAGGAGACGGCUGGUCAGGACGAGAUAGGUGACUCUUGUACCCAAGUAUCAGAGGAGCAGGCAGAGUCAAGAGGGCAAAAUGACGCGAAGCAAAGGGGUGAAGGAGAGGCAAAAGAAGAGUAA